Messenger RNA from Camponotus floridanus (Florida carpenter ant), 1074 nucleotides. RefSeq names its product methionine-R-sulfoxide reductase B1 (gene SelR). The record is from RefSeq and is a predicted model, not a curated record. Gene Ontology annotation, molecular function: peptide-methionine (R)-S-oxide reductase activity. The coding region runs from base 274 to 711 and encodes 145 amino acids. Gene Ontology annotation, biological process: response to oxidative stress; protein repair. Gene Ontology annotation, cellular component: cytoplasm. NCBI's taxonomy places the organism in Eukaryota, Metazoa, Arthropoda, Insecta, Hymenoptera, Formicidae. The transcript is spliced from 3 exons.
UCGCGGUUCGGAGUUCGGAGUUCGGAGCGCGGUUCAGUCGGGUCCGGCGCGGCGAAGUUGGCCGUUUUCGAGGUGCGCGUGUGCUCGGGAGAGCGGUUUCGAAAGCAGGUUCCUCUCGGAACGACGUAAAGCGCGGCAAGAUCGUCCCAGAAUCCAACUGUCACGUGAAACCGCGUGCCUCUCGCACGCGCACGUUCGGCUCGUGCAAGACCCCCGAUAUCCCGUCUCAAGAUUCUGCGACUCACGCUCGGAGCUCUUAGGAGGAUAACGACGAUGGUCGACAAGGAGGAGGCGCGGAAACGCUUGACGCCGCUGCAGUGGCAUGUGACGCAAGAAAAGGGCACCGAGAGGCCGUUUACCGGUUGCUACAAUAAGUUUUACGAGAAGGGAAUGUACACUUGCAUCGUGUGCGAUCAGGAAUUAUUCUCCUCGGACACCAAAUACGACAGCGGAUGCGGUUGGCCUGCAUUCAAUGAGGUUUUGGAUCAAGGACGCAUUAAACUGACCAAAGACACGUCUCAUGUCGGCGGCAAUCUACUACUGCUGAUCGCAAACCCAGAUAUGGUGCGGACCGAGGUGACCUGUUCGAAGUGCAAUGCACACCUGGGACACGUGUUCAACGACGGGCCGAAACCUACGAGGAAACGUUUCUGCAUCAAUUCCGCCUCUAUAAGCUUCCAUGCAGCGGGAGAAGAGAAAAAGUCUACGUAAAAUAAGCUCUCCUUGUUGCUUAUUAUUAUUUUAUAAUACUUCCGAUUUAUGCGACUCACAUAUGAGAUCAUAUAUAUGUAUAAAUAUGUUUAUACUUCGUGUUAUAAACAUUAUAAAAUACCUCCGAUUUAUAUUUAUAUGCAUUGUAAAGAGAUAGUGUAACAAUUAUUAUCGCCAAAGGCUGUCUCUGUAAAAUAAAAGUUUGUUAUUAUUAUUAUUAUAUAUAUAGGGAAUAUUUUAUCACUUUUGACGCAAUGCGAGUACAAUAUCGCCAUUAAUCCUUCUAUGUCAAUUACUAUAUAUUUUCUUUUGAUUUAUUCUAUUGAAUUAUAUACAACUUUUGCGUAUAUUCCUUCUUACAGC